Fusarium proliferatum ET1 is the source of this 2685-nucleotide messenger RNA. RefSeq lists its product as uncharacterized. NCBI's taxonomy places the organism in Eukaryota, Fungi, Ascomycota, Sordariomycetes, Hypocreales, Nectriaceae. The coding region runs from base 1 to 2685 and encodes 894 amino acids. The transcript is spliced from 2 exons. The record is from RefSeq and is a predicted model, not a curated record.
AUGCAGCAACCUUGGAAGUUGCGCGUUCUUGCGCUAUGUCUUGCGACGUCGCUGUCGGGUGUUUCUGCGCAGGACUUUUCUACAACGGCAGGUAAUGAGACCUCAACAGACUUGGGUUUCGUGGCGCCUUCAACUGAGGUUGCUCUCCUUGAGACAACUUCUUCACAGGCUAUUGUUGACCAAGCUACUUCGUCUGCUACCUCUGCAGCGCAAGUGAAGGGCCUUACGACUUCUGUGGAUGAGGAGACAACUCAGAUUAAUGUUGCUCCUGCUUCAAGCGAUGAGAGCAGUCAGGCUGUAGAGCCUACAACAAACGUUGCUCCUCCAGCUGGAACAACAGAGUCUGCUGGUGUUGGUGUCGAGACAUCUUCUCACCCCGAGCAGUUGCCUGAUACUGCAACCACCGACAACAACAUCCCCGUUAACACCGCCACUGGCCAUCCAGUGUUUCCUAACCCCAACACCCAAGAGACUGAGCCUGGGACACAGUCCACUGACGCUGCUUCUGUGGAUCAGACCUCAACAGAACUUACUGGUGCUCCGUCUGAGGCCACUACCCUUGCCACCAAUGCUGCCACUGAUGCACAGCCCCCCAUUGUCUCUACCGAGUCAACUGAGGCCGUCGAGCCUACAAGUCAGGCUGCUGAGCCAACUACUCAACUCCCUCUCCCCGAGGCCACCACUGAGAUCUCUGCGGCUGCUCAGCUUACAACUGAAAAGGCACCUGAGGUCUCAACUGACUCUGCCCCUGUUCCCAUCAUCGAGUCUACUACCGAAGUGAAGGCUCCCGAGCCCUCCACUUCUGACGAGGCUCAAGCGCCUGUUGAGUCCACCACCGACAAGGCUAACCCUACGACCGAGGAGAAGCCGGAAACAGAGCCUACAACUGAGUCCAAGGAUGCUGAGAAGCCUACCACUCAGGCUCCUGGUCCCAAACCCACAACUGAGGAUGCUGGCUCAAACGAGCCAACCACAAAGAACGAACCUGGUCAGACCGGUGCUCCCAACGAGCCUGAGAAGACCACUGCCCCUCCCAAGCCUACCACUACUGAGGACGGUAUUGUAACUGGUUCCAACGGUGCUGUAGUGACUUAUGUCCCUGAGCAGGACAAGGACUUCUCUGACUUUACAGGUACCACCACCACUACUGACGAUGGUGGUGCUGCUAUCGUCAUCUUCCCCGGUGGUUGGUUCUGGAAGCCCUCUGGUAACCUCCCUGGUGGUAUUCUGCCCCCUCCUCCUGGUACCAACCCUGCUGGAGCUGGUGGUGGUACUCCUGGUGGCGGUAGCGAGGGAGAAGGUGAGGAUGACAAGAACGAGACGAAGAAGGAGGAUGAAGAGCAGUCCACCAAGGAGGAGGAGAAGUCAACUGCUGAGCCCUCCACUGUCGAGACUACGGCUAAGACCACUGAAGCUACCACUACUACUGAGGCUUGCUCCGCUGUUGAGAUCGAGGACUGCACCAGGACCAUCUCUUACUACACCACCGAUGGAACCGUCACUCAUACCGAGUUUGGUGACUGCCCUACUGUCGCCAGCUGCGCAACUGGUACCCAAGCUACCUCCACCGAGACCGUGUCUGCCGAGGCGGAAGAAGGUGAGGAGCUCGACUUCGAAGAGCUGGAGAGCGAUAUUCCUGAUGACUUUGACUCUGAGCCUGACGAGGAGACCGUCGACGCCCUUGAGGAUGCUUUGGAUGAGGGACUUGGUGCUGGAGCGACCACCACUGAGGAGCCUACGGCUUCGUCUACUGGUACUGAGACCACCGGCGAGGCUACUUCCACCGAAGCUGGGACUACCAGUGAUACCAAGACUGAGGAGACUUCUUCAGAGGCUACGACUGAGCGAACUACUACUAUCCCCAGCACUCUCAUCACAACUACCCGUAACACCGAAUCCUCCAACGAGUCUUCCGGUACAACUUCUGAUGGCACUACUACCCAGCUCACAUCUUCUGACAUGAUCACCUCCACCACCGCCACAACCACGAUGCGCACUUACUACCCCUGCGUUCCCCACGGCGGCCCUCGCGUCGAGACUCCCUACUGCAACUGCGAGACUACCAGCGACGGCGAACAAUACGUCGUCACGGCGCCCAUGAUCUCAGGCCAGUGCGCAGACUACACCGAGUUCCCCAUGAGCUUAUACACAACGCCCCCUCCUGCGCCUGAGCCCACUGUCUUCAAUGAGCCCUUUACUCGCACCGACGCUGGUACUGUUCUCGUUUACGAGUCCUACUCGCUUAGUUACUUCGCCGUCAACACCAUCAAAGUCACUGCCACUGUCGGUCUUGGCGAAGCAUCUACUGUGUCAACACCUCUCCCCACCGCUACGAACUGGAACGGCGAUGGAUCAAGCAUAUGCAGCAGUGGUGAUAAGAACGUUCGCAACGCUGUCGCUGGUGCUUGCGAAGCUGCGCUGAAUAAGUUUGAGGAUGAUACUCUGUAUACUGACUAUGUUUCUCGAUAUGAGCGUAUGGGAAGUAUUCUCAAGGUGCUUACUUUCGGUAAGGCUGGUUGUACGGUUCAGUUCUCUUGCGAUGAUUAUGGUAUUGGAAUGAAGGGCAAGGACAUUAAGGAUCUACGCCGACAGCAAGAUGGCUUGACACGUUGCGGCAACAUUGACUUGUCUAACUCGUGCAAGAUUCACAUCGACUACUGCACGGAAUGUCAUCACGAUGGUUAG